AUCAUACAGUACAGUAGGUGGCAGUGAUACGCAUCUAGAGUCUGAGAACAGCCAUUAAAACAAGAGGAGAAUAAGCAAGUGUGGAGAGUUGCUUUUAUUCGCGUGUUUCGUCGGAUUUGUUUUCGUUUUAUACUUCGUGAAAAUGUCAAGACUAGAUAAGUUACAUUCUAACCUGAUGAAGCGGAUGUCAAUUGUCAUUCGUGAUAUUUGGGUGGAGGUGGAAGCGACGGUGAAGGACUAUCAAAAGGAAGCAGCCCAAACACGGUCAGAAAACGCGAGGCUGAAACAACAGCUCAGGGAUGCGCUGAGCAGGAAUCAGGCACAUUUAAACGGAGUCCACUAUGUCCCUCCUGAUGAAGCCUCACCCACAGAAUUACCAGCAUGUGGAUAUGGGUCCCCAGCUGAAUCAGAAGACCCAGAAGAUCAGCAAACGGAGGACGAUGCCCAGAAUCAGGAUUCAUCUAGUGAACUGAAGCCACGCAUACUAGAUGUCAUUUCAAUCUGUAAGACAGAGGCAGAAGAUAGAGACCUAGGGCAUCAAAAAGAUAUCUCAUCUGCAGGUGAACAACGGCUCUUCCCUCAGUUUGACAGCUCGAGUACAGAUGAGACAUGGAACAGGAAUACACCCACUGUGGCAACACCAAGGGUCAAGAGUGAGCCCGAGGACACCAUCAUCACAAUAACGUCUUCAGUUACUACCACCCCUGCCCACUCCGGCCCGUGUCAAGACUCAGAACCCGCCCACCAGAUGAGAACAGCCAGUGACGCUUCAACCCUGUUGAGGAGACCGCAGAAAAAGGAGCGCCUUCGCACACGAUACACCAUGCCUAGGAGAGCAUCCUCAAAAGAUCAUGAUCAUGAAGAGCCGUAUAAGUGUAACAAAUGUGGAAGGCAGUUAAAGGACUUGGCAAAGCUGCAACUGCACAAGAAAUUACAUGAAAGAUCCUUCAUCUGUCACUGGUGCGGCAGAAACUUCUCAAAGUUUGACUACCUUCGGAUGCAUAUGCGCACACACACCGGAGAACGGCCUUACCGCUGCAACUGGUGCUCAAAGACCUUCAGCCAGAGCGGGAACAUGAGGAGACAUGAGCGCACAUGCCGGAGUUUCAACGAAGAAUCGACAACACACGGGCUGGAAGAUCAACAGCUGCCCGCCGAGUGACCAGUGCAUCUUUGUUGCCAGAUCGCUGCGGGCAAACCUUGAAAAAGAACCUGUUGUUGUGAUAGAAAGCUGAAAUUAGAUUUUUUUUCAUUAGAUAUAUUGGGAUAUUUAUUGUUUUAUCAAGUAUAUUAGAAGCUUCCAUGUUACAGAAAAUACAGAACGCCGAAAUGCUGUUUGACCAACAUUUCUAUGACCUUUUCAGGCUGUAUGUGUGCAUAAAUGUUGCCAGUAAGUCAAAAAAAACAUCAUGAGAAUGAACUUUUGCCCUUUUGAGGAAGAUCACGUUGUGUUCCAUACUGAGUACCAUGACCUAACGUGUUUUAAUAUUAUAAAUACUCCACAGGGAGCAGUAUCUAGCCAAUGAAAUGUUUUUUAAGCAGUGCAUAACUAUAAAAAUGUAUAUUUACUAUAGGAAGGAAUGACUUUCAUUACUUGUUUUAUUAAUUUUUGAUUUUUUUUUUCUGGCCUACACAUUACAAUUUGAAAAUUCCAGGUUUUUGAUGAGUGUGGGAAUCACAGAGGACGAGUUAAAUCUAAAGCAGUACAUUAGGAUAUGAAUCAACAUGGUAGAAUGAACAGUAAAAUGUACUUAAACUGCAAAAUUGUCAAAGAAAAUCAUGUAAUUUGAGAAGAUGUAUCUUAUGACUGUCGAAUGAGGAACUUUGUCGUAUGUAAAAACAAACGCUUGAAUAAACUAGAUUCAGUUUAAUUUGAUGUCAGUAAUCAUCUGUAUCUGAGGAAAAUGUUUAUCUGGCCAUUGUGAAGUUACUGUAUGUAUGCAUGUGUGUAAUAUGCAUACCUAGGUACGCUCAAUUUUGCCUUACCUUGGAAAUAUUUUACAACCUUGUCAUUUAGCACAUACUGUUUGUCCAAAAGUACCAUAAAUAUUCUAUAAUCUUCAAGGUAUUUAUUUGUCACAUAUACUGCAUUUAGCAUUCUUUCUUUGUAAGUGAUGUUUUUAUAUUGUUAAUCUUAAUUUUCUUGUCUUUCUGUUCCUGGUUUAGUGGGGUUCUGUCUUUUCACAGCUAAUUUAGGCAA
Onychostoma macrolepis is the source of this 2200-nucleotide messenger RNA. RefSeq lists its product as uncharacterized. Gene Ontology annotation, molecular function: DNA-binding transcription factor activity; RNA polymerase II cis-regulatory region sequence-specific DNA binding. The transcript has 2 exons. NCBI's taxonomy places the organism in Eukaryota, Metazoa, Chordata, Actinopteri, Cypriniformes, Cyprinidae. The coding region runs from base 143 to 1162 and encodes 339 amino acids. Gene Ontology annotation, biological process: regulation of transcription by RNA polymerase II. The record is from RefSeq and is a predicted model, not a curated record.